Messenger RNA from Girardinichthys multiradiatus, 1961 nucleotides. RefSeq names its product cilia- and flagella-associated protein 157-like. Gene Ontology annotation, cellular component: ciliary basal body; cilium. The coding region runs from base 50 to 1633 and encodes 527 amino acids. The transcript is spliced from 9 exons. Lineage: Eukaryota; Metazoa; Chordata; Actinopteri; Cyprinodontiformes; Goodeidae. The record is from RefSeq and is a predicted model, not a curated record. Gene Ontology annotation, molecular function: microtubule binding.
UUUAGCUGCUCUGCCGGUUGGAAAGUUUAGCUAAUCUUUAACUGACACAAUGUCCAGGAAAAAAGAGAGAAAAGGCAGUGACAACAAGGAAAAACUAAACUCCGUGAAACCCACAAUUAAAGCUGGCGGCGACGACAAAGACAAGGGUUUAUAUCUGAUGCAAAUUGGAUUUUUGAACGAGGAGUUAGAAAGGUUUCAGAUAAAAUGUGAUAAACUUGAGAAGCAGAACCAGAUCUUAAUAUGUCAGUACAGCACACUGGACACAGAGAAGAAGGACAUCACAGAAUACCUGAAACACUCCCUUUCAGAGAAGGACAAGGAGCUGGACGAGCUGCUGGAGCAGCUGGAGGGUGAACGUCUGGCCGCCAUCCAGGAAAAACAUUCCCUGCAGCUUGAACACAGCCGACUGAGGCAGGAGCUUCAGGCCCGAGUUGAUAAGCUGACUGAAAAAAACGCAGAGCUCGUGGAGAAACUUGCUGAUUUGGAAGAGUUUCAGAGGCACAAGGAUGAUUUGAUGACCAACAUGGAGAGUCUGGAGAAGCAGCUGGAACGUCAGAAGAAAGAACGCAAAGAGGAGAUCCACAACCUGGAGAUGAAGGCGCUGCUGGAAAAGAGGAGGUUAGAGAAGGAGAUGGAAAGCGAAGUAGCGGCCAUGUCGGAAAAGGUUCAGCACCUGGUGGACCAGAGGCUUCCUGAGACGACCAGGUCUGUGCUUCAGGAGAACACUGAGCUGAAGACUCGUUUCAGCCAGCUGUCAGAGGUGGCCAAGUCCUUGUUGGAGGAGAACAAGGCGCUGAGGGAGCACAAGAGACAGCUCAGCAUCGACACGGACAUCCUGGAGCAAAUGGUCAGCGGGACGUCACGGAUCAGCUGCGUGCGGAAGAAGAAGGUGCAGCAGCUCACAGGAGAGCUUCAGGAGCUUCAGGAGGACAUUACAGAAAAACUGCAGCAUCUGGAGCAGCUUCAGACUGAGCACACACGAGUCCUGGCUGAGAUGGAGGCACUCAGACUGGACCGGGCCUCUCUGUCUGCAGAGUGGAGCAGGAACCGGUUAGAAAGGAAUCAGCUGGAGGUGAAGCUGAAGGAGGAGAAGAGGAGGAGGAACAGGAUGCAGAGUAUCAUGCAGGACACAGCAACCACUCUCAGACAAGCCCUGAAGGAGGCUCCAACAGAGCAGCAGGAUGUGGACUCUGUCCCCCAGUGGAGGCAGCUGCUGCAGAACCUGCAGGAGCUCCUGGACCGACAAAAACUCAGCCGUUCCUCAGCAGAGGGAGUGAGCGAGCUGCAGGAAUCCGACUUGGCACCAACACGAGCCGAAAGCCUGGAUCCAGCUUUGGGUUUGCAGUUCCAGCCAUCCUGUCACAGAGCCCAUGAUUCCUGUCUCGUUUCCCGACCCACGGCGAAACCCAGAGCCUCCCUCUGCAGGACAGGAGCUACAUCGUGCAGCAGCCUCAUACCUCUGCACAGGAAGCCCAUGAUUCAGAAGAGCUCCAGCUGUGUGACCUUUUCUCAUUCAUCUGUGGGAUUUCAGACCUCCAAACAGUCAUUCAGCAAAUCAAAUGGGCUAAACGUCCUUCAAAUAAAUCCUAAAAACACAAGGAAAGAAUUUAUCAUAGGAGAAAAAUAUAUUUAAAUGGAGAAUGCUCCAUCGUUUGCAGUGAGACAAGUGGUUUCCCACCAUCAUGGCCUUCAAACAUGAAACAUUUCUAUUUAACCCUCCUGUUGUCCUCAUUUUCUGUAUACACCCUGUGACCUCCGGGUCAAAAUGACCCGUCUUCACUAAACCCCCCCAAUAUAAACAACUUAAUUAAAUUUUAAACACCAAAUUUCAUCUUGCAUAUUGUCAUUGAGCUCAAAAUGUGUGAAUACUUGAGUUUUCCCUCUUCACUUGAAUUUCUAUAGCUUAAGAAAAGAAAAACAAUGUGCAAAAAGGAGUUUUGAAUACAUUUUUAUUCAUCCCA